GUACUACGGAGCCACACGGAGGUCUCUGCGCGCAUCGUACACUUUUGGGAUCUGGGAGAAAUCACAAGGGGAGGAAGCCGUGAAGAUCUGAUACGGUGUCGAUUGUCAAGACAGCACGGACAGGUCAAUUCCUUCAGGUGGCACCAGCCUCCCGCACAGGUCUAUCAGGACCGCACUGCAGCCUGGCUUUGCUCUCACGCUUGUCAAACCAAAAUCCUGACUUGAGUACAGCCAACGCGCCCACCUGAAAAGACAAGAGGGUUUGUUUGGUUCAUGGUGUUUUCAGCUGGAUUAUCACUUUCGACAGAUACAAACAAGUAGCCAGCCGCCGCCGGAGUCAAACCCAGGGAAUACAAUUGUUUGUAAAGCCUUGGUUGUGCGUGCAGCGUCUGCAUGCGCGCCUCCUUCUCAAAUCAGAGAGCAAAGUGCUGAUAAACCAACUCAACCUGGACUUUCGAUCUGAGGAAGGAGCUUCUUGGUGAACUGCAAUUGACAGGAGCUGCACCGACCGAAUUGCUACUUGAGCAGCUGAAGGGGAAGCUGAAAAUCCUGCGAAAAUGCCACUCGCUCAGAUCGCGGAGCCAUGGCCCACCAUGGAACUAGUGCAGCUGGAAACGGAGAAUGGGCAGAGCACUGCUGAGGAUCGAGUCACGCCUGCUGUCAAGAAAGAUUCUCAUAUCACCUGGAUAGAGAGAGACUUUGCCAGUAUUAGAGAUCAGGAAGAUGGAGAUAUCAAAGAGAUCAACAUUACCCAUGUGGUCAAGGAGGGCUCAGAGAAGGCUGAUGCUUCUCAGUUUGAACUGCUCAAAGUGUUGGGACAGGGAUCCUUUGGAAAGGUGUUCCUGGUGCGAAAGGUGACUGCUCCUGAUGCCAACCAGCUUUACGCCAUGAAGGUCCUCAAGAAGGCCACGCUGAAAGUGAGAGACCGUGUGAGAACUAAGAUGGAGAGAGACAUCCUAGCAGACGUCAACCACCCAUUUGUUGUCAAACUGCACUAUGCAUUCCAGACUGAAGGGAAGUUGUACCUGAUCCUGGACUUUCUCAGAGGAGGAGAUCUCUUCACUAGACUCUCCAAGGAGGUGAUGUUCACAGAGGAGGAUGUGAAGUUUUAUCUAGCGGAGCUGGCGUUAGGACUGGACCAUCUCCAUAGCCUGGGCAUCAUUUACAGGGACCUCAAACCUGAAAACAUUCUUCUGGAUGAGGAGGGACAUAUCAAACUCACCGAUUUUGGCUUGUGUAAAGAAGCCAUUGAUCAUGAGAAGAAAGCGUAUUCCUUCUGUGGUACUGUGGAGUACAUGGCACCCGAGGUUGUGAACAGGCAGGGACACGACCAGAGCGCCGACUGGUGGUCAUUUGGAGUACUUAUGUUUGAGAUGUUGACUGGAUCGCUGCCAUUUCAAGGAAAGGACCGCAAAGAAACUAUGAACCUGAUUCUGAAGGCACGCCUGGGAAUGCCUCAGUUCCUCAGUGCAGAGGCUCAGUCUUUACUCAGGGCUUUGUUCAAGAGGAACCCUUCCAACAGACUGGGAUCUUGUGCUGAUGGUGCAGAGGAGAUAAAACGGCAUGGUUUCUUCUCCACCAUUGACUGGAACAAACUCUUCAGGCGAGAAUUAAAACCUCCCUUCAGACCAGCAGUGGCGCGUCCAGACGACACCUUCUACUUUGACUCUGAGUUCACCUCCCGCACGCCUAAAGACUCCCCCGGUGUACCCCCCAGUGCCGGAGCUCACCAGCUUUUCAGAGGCUUCAGCUUCAUUGCAUCGACUUUGUUGGACGAGGAGGGUUCUGUGGAGCCAGUCAAGCCCCCGCCGCAUCCAGUGGUCCAGCAAUUACACGGGAAGAACCUUCUGUUCAGCGACGGCUACGUAUUGAAAGAAGACAUCGGCAUGGGGUCCUUCUCUGUCUGUAAACGCUGUAUCCACAAAGCCACCAACACAGAAUACGCUGUCAAGAUGAUUGAAAAGACCAGUACAGACCCCUCUGAGGAGAUUGAGAUUCUGCUGCGAUAUGGGCAGCACCCUAACAUCAUAACACUGAAGGAUGUGUACGACAACGGUAAGCAGGUGUUCAUGGUGACGGAGCUGAUGCGUGGAGGAGAGCUGCUGGAUCGCAUCCUCAAACAGAAGUUCUUCUCGGAGAGAGAGGCCAGCUCUGUGCUUCACACUAUCACCAAGACUGUGGAGUACCUACACUCACAGGGGGUGGUGCACAGAGACCUGAAGCCCAGCAACAUACUCUACGUUGAUGAGUCGGGGAAUCCAGACUCUAUCAGGAUCUGUGACUUUGGCUUCGCUAAGCAAUUGCGUGCCAACAACGGCCUGCUGAUGACCCCAUGCUACACUGCUAACUUUGUAGCUCCUGAGGUGUUGAAGCGUCAGGGCUAUGAUGAAGGAUGUGACAUCUGGAGUUUAGGAGUCUUGCUGUACACCAUGCUGGCUGGUUUUACUCCAUUUGCCAACGGACCUGAGGACACCCCAAAUGAGAUCCUGAACAGAAUAGGAAACGGUCACUUCAGUUUGGUUGGAGGUAACUGGGACACGGUGUCUGAAGCUGCCAAGGAUCUUGUGUCGAAGAUGCUUCACGUGGACCCGCAUCAGAGACUGACUGCUCAGCAGGUUCUCAAACAUCCCUGGAUUAUCCAGAGAGACAAACUACCCAACAGCCAGCUCCCUCAUCAUGACCCCAAACUGGUCAAGGGUGCGAUGGCGGCCACCUACUCUGCACUGAAGAAGUCUCAACCUACUCCAGAGCUCAAGCCCAUAGAGAGCUCUUUCCUAGCUCAGAGGCGCGUCAAGAAGCUUCCCUCCACCUCCCUGUAGAGACUCCAAACACCCAAUUGGCCUAGUGGAAACUGACCAAAACUGCACCUCCUGGCUACAACCACCCAGUCAAUUUGCACGGGGGCUCAAGUGUCCGCCCGCCUCUACCAGCCAAGGAAGACUGACUGUGGUCCUGCACACAUCAGUACUGCUCUUGCUAUCAUCGUCCUUGUUCUGGCUUGUCAAGUGCUGUUAGCCAGUCUUAUUGAACUACCAAAUAUCAAUCAAGAAAGAUGGGGGCCAUGAGGGUUAAAAAAAAAAGAAGGUGUGUGUGUGUGUGUGUGUGUGUGUGUGUGUGUGUGUGUGUGUGUGUGUGUGUGUGUGUGUGUGUGUGUGUGUGUGUGUGUGUGUGUGUGUGUGUGUGUGUGUGUGUGUGUGUGUGUGUGUGUGUGUGUGUGUGUGUGUGUGUGUGUGUGUGUGUGUGUGUGUGUGUGUGUGUGUGUGUGUGUGUGUGUGUGUGUGUGUGUGUGUGUGUGUGUGUGUGUGUGUGUGUGUGUGUGUGUGUGUGUGGAUUGUGACUACAGAUUGUGACAAUGAAAGUUUUCUCUCCCAUCAUUGCUGUGAUUGGUUGUCACCCAGCUUGCUGCACGCCUGUCCGUCUGCCUGUUUUGUUGUCUGUCCUGUUCUUUUUGUAAAGUUAAUGAGCUUUAUAUUACCGGGUGUGCUGCCAAAUCAACCUGUGCCGACAGCACAAAACCACAGUACUGUCCAACUGCUGUUAAAUGUUUUUUGAAAGAGCAUUAUUACCAUGAAUAUUAAACAUUUCCUCCAUAAAUGCCUCUUUGGCUUUGGUACAGCCAGAAUAUGUGGAUUCUGAGAAAUGUCAAAUGCUGAUGUUUUGGUUAGUGUCAAUGUAUGCUUGUACUUUGUUUUACAGAGAGCGUGCGUGUGUGUUAGUUGCAUGAAUUGCAGUGUGUGUUUGUGUGUGGGAGCGUGUGUGUGUAUUCUUUGAGAUGCUGCAGGGUCAUGUGCAUGGUCCGGUGAUGUGAUGAUGUCAUGUGGCUUUCUUGUUUCUCUGCUCUUUUCUCUGCUCGGUCAACCCGCUGGCAACCAUUUGAGAUGUCUAUUCAUUUUAUUACUACAAAAACUAGUAAAAUAGGUGGCUUUCUGUGAAAGAAAACGUGCCCAAGGAACAAUGUGGCAUGUUAAAAUUCUAUAUUUGCUUUUUUUUCCUGUCUUUCGUUUUCACUGUGUUUCUUGGAUAAUGCAUAUUGAAUGCUGUUUCCUGUAUUGGCUGCUUUUGUUGUUGAUUGUUUUUUUUGUUUUUUUGUCCAAAGAAAGUGGUGAUUUAAAAAUAGUGAAAGACAUGCUAAGCACAUCGGUCUGUGCACUUAAUGCCAUACAGGUCUUUCCUUUUCGUUUUUGGGAUGUGAAAGGGUAGAAAAGGCUGACUUUUCCUUUAUUCGAGCACUCCAACACAGCCUUCCUCAAAAAAGUCAAAUCACUGGUUGCUAAUACCACACAGACCUUCAGCAGUUGUGUGUCUUUCAUGCAUGAUAUUAGAAUUAUCCAUGGUUUCUGUACAUUAUAUAUCAUGUUUUCAUUUUAUUGAUGCUCAUUUUGAGACAUCCUAAAGAAGGGUUAAUGUGUCUCAUUGUAAGUAGCUUCACAGGACAGGUACCGCUUUCAGCUCAGUGCCUGGACCUACAGGUGAGGCAGAAUGUCUUACAUGGGGAAACACAUGAAGAACAAACCAAACAGCGUGUGUGCUACAUGUGUAGAAGGGAAGACCUGUGUGGCUUAAUCUACGAACCAGCUGUCUUACCUCAAAAGGGAUCAAAGUUAUAUUAUAAUUCUUGUUUGGUGGAAAAGUUAUCCCAUCUUUGAUUACAUUUAUGGUAAAAUGUUAUUGUAUGAUAAAGAUGAAGAUUUUUAUAUCUUACAAAUAUUAAAAAUUCAGUUGCUACAACAAA
Molecule: messenger RNA, 4732 nt
Organism: Eleginops maclovinus (Patagonian blennie)
Lineage: Eukaryota; Metazoa; Chordata; Actinopteri; Perciformes; Eleginopidae
Gene: rps6ka1
Product: ribosomal protein S6 kinase a, polypeptide 1
Exons: 23
Coding region: 558-2819 (753 amino acids)
Biological process (GO): intracellular signal transduction; peptidyl-serine phosphorylation; positive regulation of DNA-templated transcription
Molecular function (GO): protein serine/threonine kinase activity; ATP binding; magnesium ion binding
Source: RefSeq, a predicted model, not a curated record